UUCCGUGUUUGAGCUGACGCGUCGUUAGCGUUUUUCAAACCAGUUCUGCUCUUACGUGUCAGUCUUCUUUCACCGUAGAGCAAGAGACCGGUCGGUCACUUCGGGAACAAUGGCACCUAAAAGUAGCAGCAAACAGCAAUCCGAGGAAGACCUACUCCUCCAGGACUUCAGCCGAAACCUGUCUGCAAAGUCCUCCGCGCUUUUCUACGGCAAUGCACUAAUUGUGUCCGCAAUUCCCAUUUGGCUGUUCUGGAGGAUCUGGCACAUGGACCUGGUCCAGUCAGCGGUCCUGUAUGGAGUCAUGACGCUGGUCAGCACCUACCUGGUGGCCUUCGCCUACAAAAACGUCAAGUUUGUCCUCAAACACAAAGUUGCCCAGAAGCGUGAGGAUGCUGUCUCCAAGGAGGUGACAAGGAAACUCUCUGAGGCUGACAAUCGCAAGAUGUCUCGCAAGGAGAAGGAUGAGAGGAUCCUGUGGAAAAAGAACGAGGUAGCUGAUUAUGAGGCAACCACCUUCUCCAUCUUCUAUAACAACACUCUGUUCCUGGUCCUCGUCAUCAUCGCCUCCUUCUUCCUGCUGAAGAACUUCAACCCCACCGUUAACUACAUCCUGUCCAUCAGUGCCUCAUCUGGCCUCAUCGCCCUGCUGUCCACCGGAUCCAAGUAAAGGAGGAAAGAAAGAAAUUAACAAUUGAGAAGAGGGUUUGGGUCAGGGAGGGCUGGGGUGAAGCUAGGAGGAGGGUUUGGGUCAGGGAGGGCUGGGGUGAAGCUAGGAGGAGGAUUUGGGUCAGGGAGGGCUGGGGUGAAGCUAGGAGGAGGGUUUGGGUCAGGGAGGGCUGGGGUGAAGCUAGGUGGAGGGUUUGGGUCAGGGAGAGCUGGGGUGAAGCUAGAAGUAGGGAAUGGGGUUUGGGUCAGGGAGGGCUGGGGUGAAGCUAGGAGGAGGGUUUGGGUCAGGGAGGGCUGGGGUGAAGCUAGGUGGAGGGUUUGGGUCAGGGAGAGCUGGGGUGAAGCUAGAAGUAGGGAAUGGGGUUUGGGUCAGGGAGGGCUGGGGUGAAGCUAGGUGGAGGGUUUGGGUCAGGGAGAGCUGGGGUGAAGCUAGAAGUAGGGAAUGGGGUUUGGGUCAGGGAGGGCUGGGGUGAAGCUAGGAGGAGGGAAUGGGGUUUGGGUCAGGGAGGGCUGGGGUGACGCUAAGAGGAGGGAAUGGGGUUUGGGUCAGGGAGGGCUGGGGUGAAGCUUGGAUAUUUUUUUGUAAUGAUUGAGAGAAGGAGAAUUAAAAUAAUAAUCAUAUAAUUUCAGCUGUAAGUCUUCAUGAAAUAAUGUCUGGAGGUUACUCCAGGUCACUCGGUCCUUCACAUUUUGUACUAAUUAAAGUGGCCAGAUCAAGAA
This is a messenger RNA of Salvelinus fontinalis (brook trout), 1386 nucleotides long. It is a transcript of the gene ssr3, whose product is annotated as signal sequence receptor, gamma. Gene Ontology annotation, cellular component: endoplasmic reticulum; membrane. Lineage: Eukaryota; Metazoa; Chordata; Actinopteri; Salmoniformes; Salmonidae. The transcript has 5 exons. Gene Ontology annotation, biological process: SRP-dependent cotranslational protein targeting to membrane. Bases 110 to 667 code for a protein of 185 amino acids. The record is from RefSeq and is a predicted model, not a curated record.